This is a messenger RNA of Colletotrichum navitas, 1082 nucleotides long. RefSeq lists its product as uncharacterized. The transcript has a single exon. The record is from RefSeq and is a predicted model, not a curated record. NCBI's taxonomy places the organism in Eukaryota, Fungi, Ascomycota, Sordariomycetes, Glomerellales, Glomerellaceae. Bases 387 to 737 code for a protein of 116 amino acids.
GGGGGGGGGUUUUUUUUUCCCUUUUUUUUUUUCUUUCCUUUUUCUUCAGGGAUAAAUGAACCAUGUUCCUCGUAGUUGGACGAACCCCUCCCCUCCCUUCCCUGCGCCCAUCUGAUGUCGUCGUCGUCGCCGCGUCCAGGAGGGUUGCCGACUAGCCCGGCGGCAGAAUUCCAGCCAGCUCCAAGAGCCUAAAGCUGUAGGGCUACCGCGACGGCUGACUCGACGACACGAGGAAGGAAGCAGGGACGGAAUCGACAAUCGAUCGCUGGUGUAUAAGCCGCGUCAUCCCGUGAGGGGUUGACGGCGUUGUUGAGCUCGGGCUCCGAAGGCGAUGCUACCGCGACCCCCGGCCCGCCGCUGCGGUCACCGAUUGCGGAACGAAGGGAAUGCCUGCUGUCCGGUCACCCUCUCCAAAAGCUUCAGCAUCUCCUCUCCUGGCUCCCGUCUUUUUGCUGUUUCGAGUCACGCUUGGCAGAGGCGGGGGAGGGGUUGCUCGCAAGUGCGGACGGAUCGGAUGCGAGUACCGAAGUCGCCCUUUUUCUCUUUUUGUUUUUUUCUUUUUUUCCUGCUUGCUGUCGCUUAUGCCAUCGAUGAGAAGAAGCUCUAGCCGAGGAGCGGGAUGCGACACAGGGUCUGGGGAGGGUGAUCUGCAAGCCUUGGUGGAGAUGUUCCGUUUUCUGCUUAUAAGUUAUAACCGAUCCCUCACCCCCCCCUGCCUCUUAGCUGACCGUCGCUAAGAGCGAUCAUAUCUUGUCCGGCCCACUGCCAUCGCUACACACAUAUCACUCCGGACGACGCCGAACGAUGGAUGGGACUCGCGGGCGUCGUUCGAUUUGGUAAAGGCUAAAGGGAGUAGGUUGCGCAUGAUGCGAUGGUGGAACGAAAGGGACGUCGGCGUUUGGGUUUCCCGAUGGGACCAGGAACGGGUUGACGGACCGGUCAAGAACAACCAAGGAUUCGGACGAGAUGGCGAACUUUGUCGGGACGUUCGACAUCGCACUCUCCGCCCAAGCGAACGUUACUCGCAUCGCCGGCCUGCUCAGGGACGAUCUCGACUUUUGCGUUUCACGUCAAAACAUAAU